Messenger RNA from Loa loa (African eye worm), 156 nucleotides. RefSeq lists its product as hypothetical. Bases 1 to 156 code for a protein of 51 amino acids. NCBI's taxonomy places the organism in Eukaryota, Metazoa, Nematoda, Chromadorea, Rhabditida, Onchocercidae. The transcript has a single exon. The record is from RefSeq and is a predicted model, not a curated record.
AUGUAUUAUGGAAGUGAAGAUGAUUCGGUGAACGAUGUGAUAAAGGAAGUUGUCGAUAUGCUCUGUACUGUGAUAAGUAACGGUUCUUUGGGGAUUGAUAACGUGAUAACAACGAGUAACGAUAAGGAUGUAAAGGUUAGGAACAGAUUUUGCUAG